CCCCCCGGCCGUAUAAAUUGGCCUGUCCAACUUUUUCUGCGCUACACGGCGCUGAGGGACGGUUGGACGGCGUCCAGAGGGAGAAACAUGUCGCAGUACUCUGGAAAGAUCACCUUCUAUGAGGGGAGAUGCUUCACCGGCAGGAAGCUGGAGGUCCGAGGUGACUGUGACAACUUCCAGGACCGCGGCUUCAUGAACAGAGUGAACUCCAUCCGCGUGGAGAGCGGCGCCUGGAUCUGCUACGACCAUCCCGACUUCAAGGGCCAGCAGUACAUCCUGGAGCACGGAGAGUACCCAGAAUUCCAGAGGUGGAACUCCCACAACGACCACAUGGGCUCCUGCAAGCCCAUCCGCAUGCACGGAGAACAUUACCGCAUCGAGCUGUUUGAAGCCUGCAACUUCUCCGGCCAGUGCGUGGACAUCUGCGACGACUGUCCCUUCCUGCAGAGCCGCGGCUUCUCCAAGAACUGCAUCAACUCCGUCAGGGUCUACGGCGACGGCGCCUGGGUGAUGUACGAGGAACCCAACUUCCGCGGCCGGAUGUACAUCGUGGAGCGGGGCAACUACUGCAGCCCCACCGAGUGGCAGGCCCAGAACCCCAACAUCCAGUCCAUCCGCAGAGUGGUCAACUACUUCUAGAGAACCACCCUGAUGAUCCCCCUGAUUAUCCUCAUGCUCCUCAUUCCCCCUGAUUAUCCUCUUGUCCAAUAAAUAAAGGCAGACUGAGAGAAAAGCCCGUUUUUUAUCAAACA
Molecule: messenger RNA, 752 nt
Organism: Fundulus heteroclitus (mummichog)
Lineage: Eukaryota; Metazoa; Chordata; Actinopteri; Cyprinodontiformes; Fundulidae
Gene: crygn2
Product: crystallin, gamma N2
Exons: 5
Coding region: 88-639 (183 amino acids)
Biological process (GO): visual perception; lens development in camera-type eye
Molecular function (GO): structural constituent of eye lens
Source: RefSeq, a predicted model, not a curated record